Molecule: messenger RNA, 1362 nt
Organism: Penicillium daleae
Lineage: Eukaryota; Fungi; Ascomycota; Eurotiomycetes; Eurotiales; Aspergillaceae
Product: Male sterilityNAD-binding
Exons: 2
Coding region: 1-1362 (453 amino acids)
Biological process (GO): long-chain fatty-acyl-CoA metabolic process
Cellular component (GO): peroxisome
Molecular function (GO): alcohol-forming very long-chain fatty acyl-CoA reductase (NADP+) activity
Source: RefSeq, a predicted model, not a curated record
AUGAUGUGGGAGUAUUAUAACGGGAAAAUAUUGUUUGUGACUGGGGGGACGGGGUUUAUUGGUACCGCUGUACUUUACCGGACUUUGACCCAAGCAUCCCCAGAGCAUAUCUACGUGCUUUGCCGGGGUGGUUUCUCAAAAGCGAAGACAAAAUGGAGCAGCAUGCUCCCGGCGCCCAUUGCAAAUACUCUUAUCCAGAGCCAUACCAUGACGAUUCUGGAUGGAGAAUUGGGCGACACCGCAACGAUGGAUCUUGACGAUGACACACUACAAAUGCUGAAAAGACGAGUCCAUAUUUUUAUUCACGCUGCAUGUUCAAUCGAGCUCAAAAACUCUCUUCGGGAGCUCUCUUACUCCAUCAUUGCGCCUACACUCUGCCUUGCGAAGUACGCCUUGAAAUUCCCGAACCUCGAGAAAUUUGUCUUUAUUUCAACCGCCUAUGUCAAUGCGCAUCUUUGGAAAACAAGCGAGUCUUCCGAUGUGCCAGUCCAAGAGCGAGUAUACUCUCUAGACAGGAACAGCGAAGACAUCUACAAGAGCGCACCCGAAAUCUGGAGAGAGGUACAAAAGGACGGGACAUCGCAUGAAUUCGAGACACACGACUUCCCCUGGCCCUACGCAUACGCCAAGCACUUGGCUGAGCGGCUGGUCCUACACAAGGCGUCUGAGAAAAAUGCUUUGGACAAGAUACUCAUUAUUCGGCCGUCAGUAGUUGGGCCGGCUGAAGAGUUCCCAUACCAUGGUUUCACGACUUCGUAUUCAAGCCCAUCGACAGCUUGCGCAGCAGCUUAUGCCUUACAUCCGGGUCGUAAAAUUGUCCUCGCAACACGUUGUGAAAAUCCCGACCAAGAUGCCACAAUUGACGAAGUGCCAGUGGAUGUCGUCGUCGAUCGGCUACUUCUCCACACAGCUGUUGGGACUAGUGGAUGUGUCCAUGCAGUUAGUGGCGAGAAGAGAAGACUGCGCCUGGAAGAUUGGUGGAAUGCAUUCAAAAACGAGCGUCGUCUGCCUUGGACUGUGAAGCCCAUCUGGACUAACGAGGACUGGCAUUCCUCGAACCUGCACCAUAUGGCUCGAAACUUCAAGAUCAUCGGGACGUCGUUCGCUUUCUCAGAAGAUAAAACGGAUCAGGUGGCGGAGACUCUUAGUUCAGAAGAGCUGAGGCAUCUCAAAUUGUUUACGGAUCGCUCCCAGCCUUAUCAUCAUUCCCUGAUCCACAGGAGGCACCACAUCCAUCAUCUGGCCAAAGAGAUGGUAAGGAAGAACAAAUUGCCAGUCCCAGUGUGCAUGGCUGGAUUGUUCUGUCGAAAGGGCAAAUCGCCACCUCACUAUCAAGCUCAAAGUGAGAAACUUGCUGUAUGA